AUGGCUCCAAAUCAUCACGUAAAUAACAACAACAAAGGAAUCCUUCCUUUACAACCCAACAGAAGAAGGAAGCAAAGACUAUUCAAUGAAAGUGAUGGCAGAUUACAAGGUGCAACAAAUCCGAUUUUAUCAUUAACAACAAUUAAUUCUGAUAUCGGUAUGAAAAUUGAUUCGGAAAGGAACCAACAUUUGGCCAAUAUUUCUCUCAAUUCUGUAUGUGAAAGCUUAAAUAUUCCAAUGGCAAUGGUCGGUAGGUUUCUAAGACCUGAGGAAGCAAGAACCUUCGUUUCUUGUAAUAUUUGUGCACACAGAUUAAAUGUGUUGUGGGCCAGUAUGAUGAAUAUGAUGGCCAACCUUUAUACAAGUACCAUGAUUGUUCAAGAAAACUCUUUUGAUAUCCCAAGAAUGUAUCCAACCAUUUCUCCCCUUGUUUAUAUUUCUCCAUCAAUCGUACUGUGUAAACUUUCAGCUAAACAAUUAUACAAACAAAUAGUGGAAACUACUUUUCAAAUUGAUCAAACUUUAGAACGUCUUAAUGAAGACAAGAAGGCAAUGACAACUUUUGAAGAAACAAACCACUUUCUUAUUUCUCAACUUGUGAGAUAUUGCGUUGAACUGGAGAGAGGAUCAACUUUGAAUCAAAAUAUGAAGACUGUACUUAUUAAGGAAAGAGAGUUCAUUUCUCAUUUUCAAAAAAUGAUAAUCAAGAGAUUGAAUUUUAUAUUGUAUGGUCUUGAUUUGAAAUCUAUAGGAAUCAAGUUAUCAAAUACAGAUAUUUUAGAUUUCAGUUCCUCAAUAUUUGAUGUAUCAAAAAUUUUUGACAUUGAAAUAAUACCUGAAAAGCCAAAAGUAGGAAAAGUAGAUUCUUCUGGGAAAAAUCAAGAUUUAGAGCUCAGUAAUUCUAGUGAUGGUAGUGGAAAAAGUGCCAUUCUCAUUACAAGCAAUUCUCAUAGAGAAGAGCUGAAUGAUGACGACAAUCAAAAACAAUGUACAGAAAAAGAUUCUUUGUCAGGAUUUAUUCAAACCACCACUUCAGACACAACAACCAUCUCUAAUAUUCAAAAUAACUUGAACAAUGCUAAAAAGAAUACAGACUUUUCUGUUGAAACUGUUGAGGAAAGAGGGGUUACUCUUACCCCUUCGAGCCCUCCUGUAAAUAUUCCAACCUCCUCUCUUUCACAACCAAAAACAACACCUAUUCCCAAGUCAGAUUGUAAUUCUCAUUUUAGAGAUGAUGAUAUUCCAUUCACCGAAAUUUCUAAUUUUGUACAGGAAGAUGCUGCAAUUUUAAUGAAAAGUGCAGCAUCAGCCACAACUCCAAUUAUUAAGAAACCUUCAAGUAACCCAAAGAAAAGUAUUCUCAAGCAAUCCAAAACUAUUCCAAAAAGACCACCUUCUCCACUGAUUGAUGGUUAUGAUAGUGAAGAAGAGCCUCUGAUUUCUGUUCAUACAUCUACCUUUAGUUCACUAAAUAAUAAGGAUCACGAGAAUGUUUUAAAUUCUGAUUCAGACGAUAUGAGUGAUGAUCUUUCAACAUAUAGCGAUAUCACAAGAAACAUUGGGAUGCAUAAGGAUUAUAAUCCUACAAAAAAACAAAAAUUGUAA
This is a messenger RNA of Naegleria gruberi, 1605 nucleotides long. RefSeq lists its product as uncharacterized. Bases 1 to 1605 code for a protein of 534 amino acids. The transcript has a single exon. Lineage: Eukaryota; Heterolobosea; Eutetramitea; Acrasida; Naegleriidae. The record is from RefSeq and is a predicted model, not a curated record.